CCUGCUUCUAUCCCCAAACACUGGCAGCAGCAGCAGCAGCAGCAGCGCCAUUUCUCAAUCAUCGUCAGUCAGUCGUCUACCACCACCAUGUCUGCUGGCUCUGCUGAUCCUGCUGCCGCUGCCGCACUGGAGGAUCCGCCACCUGCUGCUGCUGCUGCUGCUGCUGCUGCUCGUUGGGCGGCAUCCUGCGAUCGGCGGACAGCAGGGCCGACUGAGACUCCACCACCUACACGACAAUUAAUUAGGGCAGGGCAAUGCAGUAACUUGUGGAGAGGCCAAUUUGUGUGUGCCCCGACCGACACACCUACCUACCUGCAGUGUCCAGAGUGCGUCUGAGUUGGGGUCGUAGUGCGGGUUGGUGCUCAGACGCCGCACAAGGAAGUUAAUGUAGAUGUUGUGCCCCUCCACCUCGGGCAGCAACUCGCACACCACGGACACCAACGUCCCAACCUUACACACCACACGUAGCCAGCAAAGACACACGACCGACCAUCUCAUCUAUCCAUUGCACUCAUUGCGUGUGACGUGACCGUCCCUAGCCACCCAGCCCACACGGCCACCUGCAGUCGUUUGCACGCCUCCUCCACCGGCACGUUGCUGCCGCUCGACUGUGCAGACUCGGAUGCCCGCGGGCUGCGGUAGAGAAACGGCGGCGAGGCGGCAUGGUCGCGGUGCUUCCCACCCCCUCUGGCGCUGCGGUGGUGUUCGAUAAGGAUGGUCAGCUCAUCCAGAUAGGCCGUCGGGUCUAAGGCCAGCAGCCGCGUGCCGUCAUCCACCUCAAUCACGCCAGCUGGCAAGUCCACCCUGCAGACAGCCAGCCAGCCAGCCAGCCAGACAGACAGACAGACAGACAGACAACACACGAAGAAGGCAGGCAAACGCUCCACUCCUCAUUUCUCCCCCCUCUCCCCUCCUUUGUGUCUGUGUGUGUGCGUACACGACAAUGUAUCCCUGCAGCCACACGAGCUUGAUCUCUCUGCCGCGGAAAGUGAACCGGUGACCACAGCCCUGCUUGACCACUUGAAUUUCGUCGGCCUGCCGAAUCACACACACAUACACAUACAGAAGUCAGUCAUAUAGAAGUCAGUCAUCUGUGGCGCAUUCAAUGGAUGGAUGGUGUGUGCAGUGUGCACGAUCUGGUUGCCUGCCUGUGCGGCGAAGAGGCAGACGAUGCUGAGGCCAUCAGCCGCUUCAUCGAAGCAAGGUCUGCUCAGCGCAGAGGGAGGCGGGAGCUCUUCCCAAAGCCCAUUCAUCGUCAUCAUCUGGUAUCAUCUGCCCCAGCACGCGAGAAGAGAUGAUGAAUCAGAAAGUUGGCAGAAAGCCCAGAUCCACGACAAAGGAGCUUUCGGUGCGAAAGCUGC
This is a messenger RNA of Vitrella brassicaformis, 1361 nucleotides long. Lineage: Eukaryota; Vitrellaceae. The record is from the annotation of a GenBank genome assembly.